Argentina anserina (silverweed cinquefoil) is the source of this 2300-nucleotide messenger RNA. RefSeq names its product BRCA1-associated RING domain protein 1. Gene Ontology annotation, cellular component: BRCA1-A complex; plasma membrane; BRCA1-BARD1 complex. The coding region runs from base 28 to 2166 and encodes 712 amino acids. The transcript is spliced from 13 exons. The record is from RefSeq and is a predicted model, not a curated record. Lineage: Eukaryota; Viridiplantae; Streptophyta; Magnoliopsida; Rosales; Rosaceae. Gene Ontology annotation, molecular function: ubiquitin-protein transferase activity; metal ion binding. Gene Ontology annotation, biological process: negative regulation of fatty acid biosynthetic process; positive regulation of transcription by RNA polymerase II; double-strand break repair via homologous recombination.
UCUCUCUCUCUCUCUGCACAUUUCCCAAUGGCCGACUCCGUCAACCACGCUUCAGAUUCCGGCAAUCACCGCAACGGCGUCGUUUCGUCUACGAACAAGAACGCCCUCAAGCUCCACCUCCAGAAGCUCGGCCUCGAGCUCACCUGCCCUCUCUGCCUAGGGUUCUUCAAUCGGCCGACACUGCUGCCGUGCAAUCACAUCUUCUGCAGCGGCUGUGUGCCCAAUCGGAACAAUUUCGGAGCGGAGUGUCCUCUCUGUAACAUCCAAGUUCCUGGUGAAGAUCUGAGGCAAGCGCCUUUCAUGGAAAGCAUUGUAGCAAUAUACAAAAACAUGAAGGCGACUUGCUGUAUCAACUCAUCCCAGCCCAUAUCUUCAGAUGGUAUAACAGCUUCGGGUCAAAGGCAGGUUUCACAUAAUGCCAGUUUCGCAGGGAAAACAACUAAACAAUCGUUUGACAAUUGCCAAGAGGGUAAAUCAGAAAGUGCCCAGAUCAUUGUUUCAUCAAGGAGUAAUAAGCGAGUUUGGGUUCCAUGUAGUCAGAAAUAUUCUGUGACAGAUGGAAUUGAGAAGGAUGACAAAGGAGACACCUGUAGCAUGCCAAUAGAUGGUAACCUUGAAGGAGUCGAGUUGCGUACAGGACUAAAAUCUAAUGUUGGGGUAGAUCACAUUUCACCAUCACCAAGUUCUCUAAUGAGAUCUGUGGCACUGAAUGAGUGCACGACUGCAGAAAGAGAUGUGAAUCCAAUAGUGCAGUCUUUGCUGGAUAGUCCUCCUUCAUUUGGUGAUCUCAGGGGUUCAGAUAAUGAUAAUAGCUUUGACCAGCAUUCUGAGCAAAUUUCAGACAGUUCUUUGAUCAGGGGGUCAAUCAGGAAAAUUGAUGAUAGAACAGAGCAAUUGAGGCCUGAUGGUUCUGCAUCUGAUACUGAUGGUCAUUUGAGGGAACUCAAGAGACCAAAAAAAUUGGACUGUGGGUCAGUCUCAGGAACUAAUUCUGAGCAGAAACUUGAAUUAGGAACACGUUUGAUUGUGUCUUAUGCAAAUAACACAAUCUGUGCAUUUUGCCAGUCUUCCACAAUCUCAGAGGCCACUGGGCAAAUGUUGCACUAUUCCAAGGGGAAAUUGGUGGAGGGAGAUGGUGCAAUUGUUUCUGAUGUCAUGCAUGUUCACAAGAUAUGCAUUGAUUGGGCACCACAAGUGUACUUUAAAGAUGAUACCAUUAAAAAUUUGAAGGCAGAAGUGACAAGGGGUGCAAAACUAAAAUGCGCUAAAUGUGGGGUAAAGGGAGCAGCCUUGGGAUGCUAUGUGAAAUCCUGCCGACGAAGCUAUCAUGUUACGUGUGCAAUUGAAGUUUCCAAGUGCCGUUGGGAUAAUGAAAACUUUCUGCUGCUGUGUCCAACACAUUGUUCACAUAGAUUUCCCAACGAGAAGUUGAAUCAUCACAAGCACAAAAAAUUUCAGCUCUCCAACGUUAGAGCAGCUUCAAAUGGAGUGAACAACUGGGUCUUUUGUCCUUCUGGUUUGUCUUCUGAAGAGAAGUUUUUUCUAAUCACAUUUGCUGAGACAAAUGGUGCAACUUUGUCCAAGAGCUGGACACCUGAUGUUACCCAUGUGAUUGCUGCCCUUGAUGGGGAUGGUGCAUAUGUCCGGACAUUUAAAAUUUUCAUGGCCAUUUUGGCAGGAAAAUGGAUUGUGAAAAUUGACUGGGUAAAAGCAUGCAUGGAAGCCAAGCAACAUGUGGAUGAAGAACCUUAUGAAGUUACUCUUGAUAACUAUGGGUGCCGCAGUGGCGCGAAAGGUGGCAGGCUUAGGGCAUUAAGCAAUGAUCUGAAGCUCUUCAAUGGUUUGAAUUUCUAUUUUGCUGGUGAAUUCGUACUGGAACGGAUGGAAGACUACAAGAAAUUGGUCCUAGCUGCAGGAGGUACUGUUUUUAACAGUAAGGAAGAAUUGCUGGAAGCAAGUAAUCAUGAGAAGGGAGCUUCAAGGAUACUAGUUGUUUACAACCUUGACCCCCCACCAGGAUGCAAGUUGGGGGAAGAAGUUACCAUACUUUGGCAAAGGUCUAAUGAGGCACAAGAUAUAGCUUCAAAAAUUGGAGCUGAAUAUGUCUUUCACACAUGGUUGUUGGAGUCUAUUGCGAGAUAUGAGCUGCAGCCAAUUGUCUGUUGACGAAGUAUGCAAUGGGGUCAUUCUUGUUUGUAUGUUGAACUACCAAACAACCAUCCAGCUACAGGUAUGUCGAAGAUGGCAAUCUGUAUGUUUUGUUAGAAAGGUAGGUUGAAGAUGGUUGUGUAUAUGCUUCA